Elaeis guineensis (African oil palm) is the source of this 1530-nucleotide messenger RNA. Its product is annotated as methionine aminopeptidase 1B, chloroplastic. NCBI's taxonomy places the organism in Eukaryota, Viridiplantae, Streptophyta, Magnoliopsida, Arecales, Arecaceae. The record is from RefSeq and is a predicted model, not a curated record. Gene Ontology annotation, biological process: proteolysis. Gene Ontology annotation, molecular function: metalloaminopeptidase activity. Gene Ontology annotation, cellular component: chloroplast.
UGGACGAAAGCAUAAGAGAAGACAAGUGUCUAUUAUCCUCCUUUGCUGGAUUUUCACACUACCCUCUAGGAUUUCUCCUCAUCGGCUCUUUGGAGCCCAUCCACAUACUUCGUCCGCUCCCCUCCGUUCCUUCCGCUGACACCCCGCCCCCUCGCGCCCCCUAUAAAGAUCGGAGACGUUCGAUUUCUUCGGUUUGGAAUGGCGGUGAAGGGCGUUCUGAACAGCUUCAUCUUCGCAACACCGCCGUCUUCUUUCAUGGAAGCCCCUUCCGAUAGGCUUUUCCUCGUGGGCCAACCCCUCAGGCACUCGUCUCCGAAGAUCUCAGGAAAAGAAGCUGUACAAAAGCGCUGUGUUAUUGUAUCAAGAAGGUUAUCAGGGUUGGAGGAAGCCAUGCGAAUUCAAAGGUUACGGGAGCUUCAAAGCUCAGUAAAAAUAAGAAAGAGACCACCAUUAAGGCGUGGAAAGGUCUCUGCAAGGCUUCCUGUGCCAGAACACAUCUCCAGACCUCCUUAUGUGGGUUCAAACAUGUUGCCAGAACUCUCUAAUGAAUAUCAAGUACAUGAUGAUGAUGGUAUUGCUCACAUGAAAGCUGCCUGUGAGCUUGCUGCACGUGUUCUGAAUUUUGCAGGAACACUGGUUAGGCCAUCUGUAACAACAAAUGAAAUUGAUAAAGCAGUGCACAAGAUGAUUAUCGAUGCGGGCGCUUAUCCUUCCCCACUUGGUUAUGGAGGAUUUCCAAAAAGUGUCUGCACAUCAGUCAAUGAGUGCAUGUGCCAUGGAAUACCUGAUUCCCGCCAGCUACAGAAUGGAGACAUAAUAAACAUCGACGUGACUGUUUAUUUGAAUGGAUACCAUGGGGACACUUCAAAAACCUUUCUAUGUGGAAAUGUUAAUGAACCUACGAAACGCCUUGUAAAGGUAACUGAGGAGUGCUUACAGAGGGCCAUAUCUUCCUGCAAAGAUGGUGCUAGCUUUAAGAAGAUUGGCAAGAAAAUAAGUGAGGUUGCUGAAAGAUAUGGUUAUGGUGUGGUGGAACGUUUUGUUGGGCAUGGUAUUGGGACUGUAUUUCAUGCCGAGCCACUUAUCUUGCAUCAUCGUAAUGAUAAAUCUGGGUGUAUGGUUGAAGGUCAAACUUUUACCAUUGAGCCCAUUCUCACAAUGGGAAGCAUUGACUGUGUUACAUGGGAUGAUGGAUGGACAACAGUUACGGCUGAUGGCGGCCGGGCUGCACAGUUUGAGCAUACAAUAUUGAUUACGAGGACUGGUGCGGAGGUUUUGACAAAGUACUAAGGUCUGGAGAUAUGGACCCAUUCCUGACUGGUUUGCUUGUGUCUGGCAAUCUUAAAUUUUGCAAAUCUAGUUUCCGUCUUAGGAAGCUAAUGUGAGCAAAUCCACCUAGAAGUUACAUGUAAAAUUUUCUAGUAGAAUUUUUUUUUUUUGGUGGUCUCUGAGCUUAUGAUAUUACUAAUAACUAUACUCAUUUCUGGAAAUGACAUCUUACCACUGAAUAAAUGUUUUUAAUUGAGCUGA